AUGACGGUGAUAACCUCGCAGCCCAUCCAACAAGGACCAGGAACAGGGACGAUGCAGCCCUCCACGGAGAGACAGUGGGCUCAACCGUCACAUCCAUCAGCCAUCCGAGUAGUUUCCUCCAGGCUGCUCACCUCCGGCACGAACAUGGACGAGAAAGCCGCCUCCUUCUGCCUGGCGGCCGUGGCAGACCGUGAUAUCCCUGCAAACAGCCUGAUCGUCAAGAACACAUCCACCACUCUGGCUGCCGUCAAGGCCUACUCGACCGUCCAGGUGUCCAGGGACCAGCAUAUCGAGCUCAACUCAGACCUGCUAUACUGUAACCAUUCCUGUGAUCCGAACGUGAAAUUCGUUACCUCGACGCUGGCCAUGGAAUCACACAACGGUCAGGCUGAUGCGCCUGUCUCGGGAGCAUUGGAGCACCGAGUGGGAUAUGUCACAGCCCUUCCGGUGUUCCUGUGGCGCAAGGAAGUGUCUGGGAUGGGUUGA
Microsporum canis CBS 113480 is the source of this 486-nucleotide messenger RNA. RefSeq lists its product as hypothetical. The transcript has 2 exons. Lineage: Eukaryota; Fungi; Ascomycota; Eurotiomycetes; Onygenales; Arthrodermataceae. The coding region runs from base 1 to 486 and encodes 161 amino acids. The record is from RefSeq and is a predicted model, not a curated record.